CUGAUCAGGGCACCUAUUCAUGUCAGUAAAAUGCAUGUUUUUGCCAUAGCCACACUGCACUUGCUGCAGUUUCUAGCAGCAAUACCCCUGAUACUUUCAUAUAACAUAGCAUUGCCUGGUUGCACUGACACAUGCGGAAACACAACCAUACCUUACCCAUUCGGUAUUGGCGACGAACGGUGCUUCCGCGAGGGCUUCAAACUAGUGUGCGACCCAGCUUAUGAUCCCCCCAAGCUCUUCAUGAACGGCCCUGGAUAUGAAGUUCACAAGAUAAAGCUGGCACGUAGAGUUCUGCACCUUGAUACCGGCAUCACCCAAAUGUUGGGGGGAGACAGCUACAACCAGAAAUGGAUCCUCGACUUGGAUGACAAACUCUUCCGGGUAUCGGCAGACAUGAAUGUUUUCAUCACCCUGGGUUGUGGUUUCCACUUCUUCAUAGGUAGUUCUCCUGCAGCAGCAGGAGACAAUGCUACUAGCAGCAGCAACUGCGUUUCGAAUUGCCGCCCAGGUUACCCCAUACUGGCAACGGAUGGCACAUGCUAUGGCAUUGGCUGCUGCAACGCAUCGGUGGUUGAAGACCACAACUCCUACACGAUCAAGCUUCUCUCCCUGCAGUCUAGUCCAAGGGCGGUGCCGUUCAACGCGAGCAUGGUGGUGGUGAAGGGGGAGUGGUGGAGGAGGGCAGACAAUGCCAUGCUGCUGCAGCAAGAGGUCCUGUCAAGGCUGGGUGCCAUCGCUGGGGCGCCGGAUGCUGCAAGGAAUGUGGGUGUCCGGACUGUGGUUAACUGGAUGCUGGGUAACUCAUCGUGCGUGGAAGCUAAGAAGUUGAGUGAUUUUGGGUGUCUCAGUGACAACAGUGAGUGUUUUGAUGGCCCUGCAGGGAGAGGCUAUGCGUGCAAGUGCCGCUCAGGAUAUGAUGGUAACCCUUACAUGCCAAAUGGAUGCCAAGAUAUUAAUGAAUGCAUGCUGCCAAAUCCACCCCUAUGCUUUGGGAAAUGCAUAAAUACAGUAGGAUCAUAUGAGUGUAUCUGUCCAGGUGGCACAUCUGGUAACGCCCAUAUACAAAAUGGAUGUGUUUCAAGCAAACUUAAAUUUUCAGGACUCAUCAUUGGAAUAGGACUUGGUGGCAGUCUAAUCAUCGUGGUACUAAUUCUUACUGGAAUUGUCGUAAGGCGAAAGUUCAAGUCUCGAAGGGCCAAAAAACUGAAGGAAUUCUUCUUCAAGCAAAACCGAGGAUUGUUGCUUCAUCAACUUGUAGACAAGGAUAUCGCUGAAAGGAUGAUCUUCAGCUUAGAAGAGCUUGAGAAGGCGACAAACAAUUUUGACGAGUCUCGAAAGCUUGGUGGUGGUGGCCAUGGAACCGUCUAUAAAGGGAUUUUGUCUGACCAACGUGUUGUUGCUAUCAAGAAGUCAAGAUAUGCUAUUAAGAGAGAAAUUGAUGGAUUUAUUAACGAGGUUGCCAUACUUUCCCAAGUAAAUCACAGGAAUGUAGUGAAGCUUUUUGGAUGUUGUCUUGAGACAGAAGUUCCAUUGUUAGUCUAUGAGUUCAUUCCAAAUGGAACACUUCAUGAAUAUCUUCAUGUCAACUCUGCACAAUCAGUCCCAUGGAAGGAACGGCUGAGGAUAGCACUUGAAAUAGCUAGGUCUCUUGCUUAUCUACAUUCAGCUGCUUCGGUAUCAAUCAUCCACAGAGAUAUCAAGACCACCAACAUUCUACUUGAUGAUAGGUUCAUAGCAAAAGUAUCCGACUUCGGAGCUUCUCGAGGUAUCCCAAUUGAUCAAAAUAUUGUAACUACUACUAUCCAGGGAACUUUUGGAUACUUAGAUCCAGAGUACUACCGUAAAAGCCGACUUACGGAGAAAAGUGAUGUAUACAGCUUUGGUGUCAUACUUGCGGAGCUAAUAACACGAAGAAGGCCAACUUCCUACAUAUCACCAGAAGGCUUCAAUCUAACCGAACAAUUUAUCUUGCUAGUUAGUGAGGACAGGCUCUUGGAAAUAGUAGACAGUCAAAUCACUAAGGAGCAGGGAGAAGAAGAAGCCAGAGAAGUGGCAGAAAUUGCUGUUAUGUGCUUAAACUUAAAGGGUGAAGACAGGCCGACAAUGCGGCAGGUUGAGGUGAAACUUGAAGGGUUGCAGGGUGCUGUAAACACUAUCAGAGGUCGACGUGCAGUUCAGUUGAAUUCUCCAUUGACUGAAGAGAGCGAUUCCAACAUCGUUGCUGUUGGUGACGCUGGUUAUCACAACUCAAGCAGGCGGCUCAGUAUGGAGGAGGAAUUCUGGUCAUCUAUGAGCUUUCCUCGUUGACCAUCUUGUUUCUCAUCCAGCUCAUAAGAUUUUUUGUUUUGUUGGUCUUUUUUUAAGUUUCUCUUGGAACAUCUGCAAUUGCAAGGAACUUCCAAGCUGUAUCAGUAGGAUCCUCCACAACUCGUGCGAUUUCAACAAAACUUGAGAACUUGGCACUUCCCUGCAGUCCUGUACUGUCCGUGUAAUAACUUAUACUCCCUCCGUCCCAAAAAUAAUAAUAAACAUAGUACGGGAUGCGACACAUCCUAGCACUACGAAUAGAAAUAUUACUAGCUUUGUUAGGAGUAGUCCUAGUUCCAAGUGAUCCUUUCAGUUAUCACUAUGGAUCUGCCAAACUGAUAUGUAAUAUGCAGAACAGUUAACUAAACUUAUAGUGGAUAUUCAGUUAUACAUUGUCAG
Oryza sativa Japonica Group (Japanese rice) is the source of this 2706-nucleotide messenger RNA. The record is from RefSeq and is a predicted model, not a curated record. Lineage: Eukaryota; Viridiplantae; Streptophyta; Magnoliopsida; Poales; Poaceae.